Molecule: messenger RNA, 456 nt
Organism: Oldenlandia corymbosa var. corymbosa
Lineage: Eukaryota; Viridiplantae; Streptophyta; Magnoliopsida; Gentianales; Rubiaceae
Source: the annotation of a GenBank genome assembly
AUGGGAAGUGAGGAAAUGUGGAGUAAGAAUAAGUACAGUAUAAUAGUUCCUACCUACAACGAGAGGCUGAACAUUGCUCUCAUAAUAUAUCUCAUUUUCAAACAUCUACCGACUGUUGAUUUUGAAAUCAUAGUUGUUGACGAUGGGAGUCCGGAUGGUACUCAGGAUAUUGGUUUGAAGCAUGCUUCAGGCAAUUUUGUAGUUAUCAUGGAUGCUGAUUUGUCUCAUCACCCAAAGUACCUGCCAAGCUUCAUUAAGAAACAGAUGGAAACAGAUGUAGAUAUCGUUGCUGGAACUCGAUAUGUCAAGGGAGGUGGUGUGCAUGGAUGGAAUUUAAUGCGGAAGCUGACGAGUAGAGGAGCAAAUGUACUUGUUCAAACAUUACUCUGGCCCGGGGUGUCGAACCUGACUGGAUCUUUCCGGCUAUAUAGGAAAUCUGUUCUUGAAGAAGAUUGA